This is a messenger RNA of Tympanuchus pallidicinctus (lesser prairie-chicken), 2452 nucleotides long. It is a transcript of the gene SYT17, whose product is annotated as synaptotagmin 17. The transcript has 8 exons. Gene Ontology annotation, biological process: regulation of dopamine secretion; cellular response to calcium ion; calcium-ion regulated exocytosis. The coding region runs from base 95 to 1519 and encodes 474 amino acids. Lineage: Eukaryota; Metazoa; Chordata; Aves; Galliformes; Phasianidae. Gene Ontology annotation, molecular function: calcium-dependent phospholipid binding; calcium ion binding; clathrin binding. The record is from RefSeq and is a predicted model, not a curated record. Gene Ontology annotation, cellular component: membrane.
UCUUCUUUCCCCGCCCGGGGCGGUGCCGUGCCGUGCCGAGCCGCGGGGUGUAGCGCGGCGCAGCGGCCGCGGGCACGGCGGAGCCCCGCGGAAGAUGGCGUACAUCCAGUUGGAACCAAUAAAUGAGGGUCUGCUCGCUAGAAUCUCGGAUCUCUUGCUGUGCCGGUGGACUUGUAGAAAUUGUUGUCAGAAGUGUUUCGACUGUAGCUGUUGUCAAACAAAUGAAGAUGAAGUUGAAAUCCUGGGACCUUUUCCUGCUCAGACUCCAGCCUGGCUGAUAAGCAGCCAAAAUGAGGACAAAAACGGAGACUCUGAUAAUACAAUCAGUGACCUGCCUCCCACUCAUCAGGAUGUUUCCCCUGACAGAAGGCGGUCGUCUUCAGAUACAUCACGGUCCACUUACAGCCUCACCAGGCGGAUUUCAAGUUUAGAGAUGAGGAGGCCAAGUUCUCCAUUAAUUGACAUUAAACCUAUUGAGUUUGGAAUAAUAGGAGCCAAGAAAGAAAUAGUUCAGCCAACUAUCCUGCGGAAAACCUAUAGUCCAGAUGACUAUUUUAGAAAAUUUGAACCAAGACUGUACUCUCUUGACUCGAAUAGUGAUGAUAUGGACUCCUUGACAGACGAGGAAAUCUUAUCCAAGUACCAGCUGGGCAUGCUGCACUUCAGCACUCAGUACGACCUGCUGCACAAUUACCUGAUAGUGCGAGUCAUUGAGGCUAAGGAUCUGCCUCCCCCCAUUUCGUACGACGGCUCAAGGCAAGAUAUGGCUCACUCCAACCCCUAUGUGAAGAUCUGCCUGCUUCCAGACCAGAAGAACUCCAAACAGACUGGAGUUAAGCGCAAAACUCAGAACCCAGUGUUUGAAGAGAGGUACACAUUUGAAAUCCCAUUUUUAGAAGCCCAGAGAAGAACUCUGCUUUUAACUGUAGUGGAUUUUGACAAAUUCUCACGCCACUGUGUCAUUGGCAAAGUGUCAAUGCCCUUGAGUGAUGUAGACCUUGUGAAAGGCGGACACUGGUGGAAAUCCCUUGUUCCUAGUUCUCAGAAUGAAGUUGAGCUGGGAGAGCUGCUGUUGUCAUUAAACUACCUGCCCAGCGCAGGAAGACUGAAUGUGGACAUCAUUAGAGCAAAACAGCUUCUUCAGACAGACAUGAGCCAAGGUUCAGAUCCCUUUGUGAAAAUUCAGCUUGUUCAUGGAUUGAAGUUAACAAAAACCAAGAAAACCUCCUGCAUGCGGGGGACGAUAGAUCCCUUCUACAAUGAGUCCUUCAGCUUCAAGGUUCCCCAGGAAGAACUGGAAAAUGCCAGCUUGGUGUUCACAGUGUAUGGGCACAACGUGAAGAGCAGCAACGACUUCAUCGGGCGGAUCGUCAUCGGUCAGUACUCCACAGGUGCUCCUGAGUCCAACCACUGGCGCCGGAUGCUCAAUGCACACCGGACGGCUGUGGAGCAGUGGCACAGCCUGCGCUCGCGGGAGGAGUGCGACCGCGUCUCCCCGGCAUCCCUGGAGGUGACAUGAGGCGUGGCACCUGUGGUGGCCAAACCAAACAGGCGGGCAAGGCGGGGAAAAAACUCCAACCUCCAAAUCACCCAACCUCACUCCCACCCCACAGCAGCUCCAUCGGACCGAAGCAGCUGCCGGUACCCACCUGGCUGCGUUGGCCUUUGUGCAAACCCCCGCAGCGCCAACCGUGCCAGCAGCUCCUCGGUGGCACUGGCCGCCUGACUGGCCGGACCCAUUGCUCCCUGCGCCCGGCGCCGCUCUGCUGUUUCAGUGACAGAGCAGCAGGUGGCAGGUGGAGGUGCCACAGGACAUGCCAAGAUGGGGAAGAGUUCUGAGUUGCUUCCACUCUCCUUAUGAUCCAAAUCCAUGACUUGUCCUCUCGGAGAUAUACGUACCUGUGUGCUCUUGUUGGUGAACAUCAUAAUUAGGCUAGGAUGUUUUUUUAAAUGGUAGAAGCUGUGGUGAAGUCGAUUCUGGCUCCAGUUUUGUCCUUGUAUUUGUUUCAACAGAAUUAAGCUCCUGUUAAUACGUGGCCAGCACACACAGCCCUUGCUGUGCGGGGCCGACGUGCUGCCAGCAGCGGGGCCUGCCACUCUCCAUAGCAGUCUGUGUGCGUCCAAUAGAUACUGUGAUGAUAUAGCGAGUAAAUGUCUCCAGUAGCAUUUAUACUUCUCAAUCUUUCCUGAUGUUGAGUAAAAGAAACCUGCUGUGGGUACUUCUGCAGUUAAGAAUGCCCCCAAUGCACAAUUUUACUUCUCUGAUAGACUGCAGUGACUCCUUCUGUGUUGUGUGUGUUUACUGAGGUAGUUUUCCAGGUCAGCACAUGAGUGUAGGUGUGGUCAAGCUGUCCUGUUGGUUGCUUCUGUACAUUAUUUUUUUUUCCACGGCAUAUUGUCUGGUAUAAUGCAGAUUGUAUAUUUAUUGAAAAUAAAAGUCUAUUUAAUUGUG